Molecule: messenger RNA, 1620 nt
Organism: Prionailurus viverrinus (fishing cat)
Lineage: Eukaryota; Metazoa; Chordata; Mammalia; Carnivora; Felidae
Gene: MADCAM1
Product: mucosal vascular addressin cell adhesion molecule 1
Exons: 5
Coding region: 223-1365 (380 amino acids)
Biological process (GO): leukocyte tethering or rolling; positive regulation of lymphocyte migration; heterotypic cell-cell adhesion
Cellular component (GO): membrane
Molecular function (GO): integrin binding involved in cell-matrix adhesion
Source: RefSeq, a predicted model, not a curated record
CGCUCACACCUUCCCGCUCCCGCUCCCUCUGUUCUGAUUUCGGCCGCGAGGUCCCCCCGCCCCCCCAUCUCUGGCAGCCGCGUCGCCUCCAGGGUCGGGGGUCAGGACGGGAAACCCCCUCGGGAAACCCCCAGGGACUCGCUGGAGGAGGGGGCGGCGGGAAGCAGCCGGGUCACCACUAUUUAAGCCAGUCCUGUUGGGCGGGGAAAGAGCCGGACCGGCAUGGACCAGAGCCUCUGCCUCCUGCUCCCCUUCUUCCUGGGGCUCCUCCAUCGAGGCCUCGGUGGGCCCCUGGAGGUGGAGCCCCCAGACCCGGUGGUGGCGGUGUCCUUGGGCGGGUCGCGGCAGCUCACCUGCCGGCUGGCCUGCGCCGGCCACCGGGCGCCCUCGGUGCAGUGGCGCGGCCUGGACACCAGCCUGGGCGCCGUGCGGUCGGACGCAGGCCGCAGCGUCCUCACCGUGCACAACGCCUCCCUGUCGGCGGCGGGCCCGCGCGUGUGCGUGGGCUCCUGCGGGGACCUGACCUUCCAGCGGACCGUGCAGCUCCUGGUGUUCGCGUUCCCAGCCCAGCUGACUGUCUCCCCAGCAGCCCUGGUGGCCCAGCAGGACCGAGAGGUAGCCUGCACAGCCCACAAUGUCACGCCCGUCAGUCCCGAGGCCCUCUCCUUGUCCCUGCUCCUGGGGGACCGAGAACUGGAGGGGGUGCAGGCCCUGGGCCGGGAUGUGGAGGAGGAGCCCCAGCAAGGUGAGGACCUGCUGUUCCGAGUGACAGAGCGCUGGCUGUUGCCCCCCCUGGGGACCCCCACCCCACCCGCCCUCCACUGCCAGGCAACCAUGAAGCUGCCUGGCUUGGAGCUGAGCCACCACCAGCCCAUCCCAGUCCUGCAUAGGCUGACCUCCCAGGAGCCCCCUGUAACGACCUCCCCCAAGGCCACCCCAGAGCUGAGCUCCACCCACAGCCCCAGGAGUCCUGGGCCCCCACCUGGGAACAGCUCCACCAGGCCCUGUCGCCCUGAGAUCCACCAGUCACCAGCACCAGGGGGUCUGGAGCUACUGUGUGAGGCAGCCUGUGGCCCCGGUAUGUCAGCGAGCUGGACCCAGGCCCCCGGGGGUCUUGAAGCCUACGAGAGGCAGGAGGCUGGGGCCCUGGCUCGGCUGAGCGUGCUGUGGGCCAGGUGCAACCCUGAAGGCUGGUUUCAGUGUCGCCUGGACCCAGGGGGACAGAUGGCCAGCCUCUACCUGGUCCCUGAAAUCUGUCCCCCAACAACAUCCGCAGCCCUGUGGCCGGGCAGCUUGGUGCUGGGGCUGCUCUUCCUGGCGUUCCUCACCCAUCGCCUGUGGAGACGCUGCAGGCCUGCUGGCUGACCACCAAACCCCAGCAGACCCUCUGGGCCCCUGCCCCACGCAGACUGGAUUGAGGAGGACUGGCCUGAAAUGGCCUUCCUUGCCUUCCACUCAGUUGCAAACAGAGGACAUCUGCAGGGUUCUGGAUCUACACGGUUGAGAGCCUACCACGACCGCUAACUCUGAUGGCCAGCAUCUGAGUUUCCCCUCAGUGGGACCCCUGGGGCCCCACCUCCCAAUGGGCCAGAGCUAGGGAAUAAAGGGCGUGUGGUCUGA